AUCGAUAUCAGUAUACUUUUAUGAGGGUAUAAAAGUCGUUUCUCGGUACUAGUGUUUUCACCCAACCUCAUCAAGACAUACAAAGGAGAUGUCCAACUGUCGGCACCGCUCUAUCUCUCAAAUGCUUUCGGGCAACGUACAAUGGGCGGAUAACGUCCAACAAACAAAUCCGAAUUUCUUCCCCGAGUCAGCGGGGAGAGCUCAAUCACCCCAUACGCUCUGGAUAGGAUGCGGCGAUUCGAGAGUACCAGAAACGGUCAUCACUGGUACGAGGCCUGGUGAUAUCUUCGUCAACCGGAAUGUUGGAAACCAAGUCCAGUUCAACGACGAAAACUUGAUGGCGACUCUAACAUUUGCCGUCGAUCAACUGGGCGUAAGAAACGUCAUUGUAUGUGGGCACACUGGAUGCGGCGCCAUAACUGCCAGUUUCAGAGCCAGUAAAACAGUGAUCCCUGGUCGAACGCCGAUCACACUCGACGUAUAUUCCGCUGACUCUCCCUUGAACCGUUUCCUUGCUCCUCUAACCACGUCGAUUGCGAAUUUGGUCCCAAACCUGCAGAUAUCUUCUGUGGUGGAAGCGGAGGCAAUUCCAGUCCUUAUUCGUGAGAAUGUGAAGGUGCAGGUAGAUAAUCUUUGCGAGACGGAGGUUAUUCAGAAUGCAUGGCGUACAAGGCCUGUGGGAGAGGAGCUUACGGUUUAUGGAUGGCUAUAUGAUGUUGGAACGGGAAGAAUCCAGGAUAUGGAAAUCUCUCGAGGACCAGAAUCGUUGCCUAAACCCCGCGUUUUUUCAACUGAAAAGAUUAUGUUGUAGUACUAGUUAGCUGCAUACUGUAAGCGUCUAAUUAAGCGCCGUAGACGAUCACUCAAAUCAAGUUCGCUCAAUC
Lentinula edodes (shiitake mushroom) is the source of this 884-nucleotide messenger RNA. RefSeq names its product carbonic anhydrase. NCBI's taxonomy places the organism in Eukaryota, Fungi, Basidiomycota, Agaricomycetes, Agaricales, Omphalotaceae. Gene Ontology annotation, biological process: cellular response to carbon dioxide; cellular response to oxidative stress. The record is from RefSeq and is a predicted model, not a curated record. The transcript has 4 exons. Gene Ontology annotation, molecular function: carbonate dehydratase activity; zinc ion binding. Bases 89 to 811 code for a protein of 240 amino acids.